This is a messenger RNA of Zychaea mexicana, 2115 nucleotides long. RefSeq names its product P-loop containing nucleoside triphosphate hydrolase protein. Gene Ontology annotation, molecular function: ATP hydrolysis activity; ATP binding. The record is from RefSeq and is a predicted model, not a curated record. The transcript is spliced from 7 exons. The coding region runs from base 295 to 1617 and encodes 440 amino acids. Lineage: Eukaryota; Fungi; Mucoromycota; Mucoromycetes; Mucorales; Lichtheimiaceae. Gene Ontology annotation, biological process: endosomal transport; vacuole organization.
GCGAAGAAUUUAUGCUCAAAGCCAAGCAAAAAAGCUGGGCGACAAUUUCUAAGUAAGGCCGAGAACUCCGAGAACGGAGGGAGUACGCCAACAAUCUUGUUUCCCUUCUCGCUUCUCUUUCACACUUACACUAACACACACACCCUUUUGUCAACUGGCCCACGCCAAGAACCGUAUUUGCCUUUGAGAGAGCGGUGUCGUUGCUCACUUCAAAAAACCAGCUUGUGCCUAAACAAUUACUGCUAACUUACACCCGAUCCCAUCUACCACUGUUUAUUAUCACUUACAUAAGUAAUGUCGAAUUCCGAGUUUCUUGCCAAAGCGAUUGAAAUCGUCAAAAAGGCGACGGACGAGGACAACAAGGGCAACUACAAGGAAGCCUAUGGUUACUAUCAAAACUCGCUCGAUUAUUUCAUGACCGCGAUAAAGUAUGAAAAGAACGAUCGUUUAAAGGAUUCGAUCCGGAAGCGGUUUGUAGAGUAUCUGGAUCGAGCGGAAAUUCUUAAGGAGUUUUUGAAUGGACAAGAAGAAAAGAAACAAGAAGAAGUGGUGGGGACCAAUGGCGCAAGUAAAAAUGUGAAAAAGAAAAAGGGUGAAGGCGAUGAUGACGACGACGAUCCCGAAAUGAAAAAGAUGCGGGCCAGUCUGACAGGCGUCAUUCUAACAGAGAAACCUGAUGUGCGCUGGGAGGAUGUUGCGGGUUUGGAAGGCGCCAAGGAGGCCAUCAAGGAAGCUGUGAUCUUACCCAUCAAAUUCCCUCACUUUUUCACUGGCAAGCGCAAGCCGUGGCGAGGUAUUUUGCUCUAUGGCCCACCAGGCACGGGUAAAUCCUAUCUUGCCAAAGCUGUUGCAACCGAAGCCAACUCGACGUUUUUCUCGGUCUCCUCAUCGGACUUGGUCUCGAAAUGGCUUGGUGAGAGUGAACGUCUGGUCAAGCAACUGUUCCAGAUGGCACGUGAGAACAAACCGGCUAUUAUCUUUAUCGACGAAGUGGAUUCCUUGUGCGGCUCGCGUGGUGAUGGUGAAUCAGAGGCUGCCCGACGCAUAAAGACUGAGUUCCUUGUCCAGAUGAACGGUGUUGGUAACGAUAUGGACGGAGUUUUGGUGCUUGGUGCUACCAACAUCCCAUGGCAACUAGAUUUGGCUAUUCGAAGAAGAUUCGAAAAGCGUAUCUAUAUCCCUCUUCCUGAUCCUCACGCUCGUGCAACCAUGUUCCAGCUGAACGUUGGAACGACUCCAUGCCACUUGACUCCCGCUGAUUAUAAGCACCUUGCAGAAAUGACUGAAGGAUACUCUGGCUCUGAUAUUGCUAUUCUUGUCCGAGAUGCAUUGAUGCAGCCAAUUCGAAAGGUGCAAAGUGCAACCCAUUUUAAGUGGAUUGAGGCACCUGGACGUGAGGACGCAAGUACUACAAAGAGAUACUUGACGCCUUGCUCCCCUGGCGAUCCGGAUGCACAAGAGAUGACAUGGGUCGAUAUUGAAGCCGAACAGCUACAGGAACCCGAGCUUGUUCUACAAGAUUUCCUCAAAGCGGUUCAAAGCUCACGUCCAACAGUGAAUGGAGAAGAUAUCCAACAGCAUAUUAAAUUCACAGACGACUUUGGUCAAGAAGGUUAAAUAAGAAACAAACAAAAAAGAUGGACAGAAAAUCGGCAGAAUACUGUGUUUUGGGUUAUUCUCUUUCUAUUAUAUUCCCCCUCUAUCUCAUCUUUCCUGCAAGAGGAUUAGCUACUAUAUCUUCCUUCCUUUCUUUCUACAUAUUUUUCUUUAGCCAAAACACAUUAUUUAUGUACACACUUUGCCUUUUCCCUAUCUCCCAAUUAACACACAUUAUUUUUGUAUUCCUGUACUUGAAGCAAGUUUAUAUAAAAAAGUCAUAAAAAGAAGGAUGAUAGAGAGAGAGAAGCGGUAUCUUUGAAGAAGUAGGAAGGGGGCAAGCGGGACUAGGUUUUAUACAUGCAUAUAUCAUUCAUCAUCGGUCACCCAAAAUGCAACAAUAGGAAGGACUUUAUGUUUGCUGGUCUCUAGUGGUAUAAAUCGAACAUGCUCGCCACCGCUUUUUAUCAGCUUCGAAUCUGUCUCCCAAGUUUCUGGUACAUCCACAUCCUGUUCUGU